AUGACUACCCCUCCUCGCGUUCUCGUCUUUGGCACCGGCAGCGUGGGCGCGGUGUACGCCUGGAUCCUCUUCCGUCCCGUCGGCUCAGCCAACCUGUACACGGUAUGCCGGUCGAACUAUGCGGUGGCCUCCACGGCCGGCUUCACCAUCAACUCGACAAUCUUCGGGGACGGCCUCAACUUCAAACCCCAAGUGGUGCGGACCGUGGAUGAGGCCGUCUCCCAAUCGGGGGCCAAACCGUUCGACUACAUCGUUGUCACCGCAAAGGCCAUCCAGACGACCCCGUCAAUGCCAGAACAACUCCGCCCGGCCAUCUCGCCUCACACGACCAUCGUGUUGAUACAAAACGGCAUCGCCAUCGAAGAACCCUAUCGAACCCUCUACCCAGAGAACCCCCUGCUGAGCUGCGUGGUGUAUCUUCCCGCCACGCAAAUCGCUCCCGCCGUGAUCGCUCACCGCGAGGUUGAGCUUCUGCACAUCGGGACCUACCCAUCCAACGCGCCACGGGAGCACCGAGUCGCGGCAGACUCGUUCGCCAAACUGCUCAACGCCGGGGGCGGCAGCACGCAAGUGCACGAGGACGUGCAACCGCAGCGCUGGAGCAAGCUCAUGGUCAACGCGAGCUGGAACCCGGUGUGCGCGCUCUCGCGGUCGCGUGACGCACAGUUCCUCAGGUCCUCCCCGCCAGAGUUCUCGCUCAACCUGAUCAAGUCGCUCAUGACCGAGAUCGCCUCCAUCGCACAGGCGUGGGGCUACGACAACAUCAACGCCGAGACGAUAGAAUAUCAGAUCAACCGCGCCAAGGUCCGAGAGCUGCCGGGAAUAGAACCCUCCAUGCUCGCGGACGCCAAGGUUGGCGCCAGAAUGGAGGUGGAUGCGAUUGUUGGCAACGCCGUCCGACUGGCCGAGGAAAAGGGUGUGCAAACGCCGCUGUUGAAAGGAAUCUAUGCCCUCGUGAAGGCGUUGGAUGCCAGUUUCCAGAGGGAGCUCGAAAAGAAACGUCAAAUCAGUAGCACAGGGAAGCCAGGGGAACAGGCCAGGAUCUGA
Molecule: messenger RNA, 1047 nt
Organism: Fonsecaea erecta
Lineage: Eukaryota; Fungi; Ascomycota; Eurotiomycetes; Chaetothyriales; Herpotrichiellaceae
Exons: 1
Coding region: 1-1047 (348 amino acids)
Biological process (GO): pantothenate biosynthetic process
Cellular component (GO): cytoplasm
Molecular function (GO): 2-dehydropantoate 2-reductase activity
Source: RefSeq, a predicted model, not a curated record